Durio zibethinus is the source of this 1830-nucleotide messenger RNA. Its product is annotated as rhodanese-like domain-containing protein 7. Lineage: Eukaryota; Viridiplantae; Streptophyta; Magnoliopsida; Malvales; Malvaceae. The record is from RefSeq and is a predicted model, not a curated record.
UAGCUCGAACCGAUCCGUUGCCAACGUAAGAGAGAGCCAGCAAGCGAGUGUAAGUGAGGAACGAAAGAAAUGCAGAAGUCGAUGCUAACUUGUACAUCACCUCUAUUACUGGCCCUGAGGAUGCUAUCAUCAUCAUCAUCUUCUUCUUCUUCUCUCACUUCUUUUAACCCUAAAUUUCAUCUUCCCUUCACUUCUUCUCAACCCAUCUCUAAUCUCCCUCUCAAGACUCGUCUCUCUAAUUCUUGCGGUUUCUCUCAGUCUCAGAGGAUAAGGAUGACAUUGUCCAACAAGCGCUUCUCUGCGACGACGGCUGACCCAAUUCACAUUUCGCCCUCGGACCAGGCCCAACCCCAUUGCCCAAAUCCCCACGAACCCCACUCAAACUCACUUGUGGUCGUCUCCUUCUACAAGUUUGCUGAUUUCCCAGACCAUGCUGAUUUGCGCAAACCCUUGAAGCAACUCUGCCAGGACCUGCGUGUUUCAGGUGGCAUCAUUCUAGCCCCUGAAGGGAUCAAUGGCAGCAUUUGUGGCACACGGGAAUCAGUGGAAAGGGUCCUUGGAUUUAUUCAAACUGAUGACCGUCUAAGGGGGUUAAGGCAGAUAGAAUCACCGGUUAGUUCUGAGCAGGAAGCUAUCCAUCAUGGACAUUCUAGUAGUUCUCCUCUUGCAGCAGGUGAGGAUGCACCUUUUCGAUGGGACCAUGUAAGAGUCAAGUUGAAGAAAGAGAUUGUUACUCUUGGAAUGCCUGAUGUCUCACCAAUUGAAAAGGUUGGAAAGUAUGUUAGCCCAAAGGAUUGGAAUGCUUUGAUCAGUGAUCCAGAUACUGUGAUAAUUGAUGUUCGUAAUAACUAUGAAACUAGAAUUGGUAUGUUCAAAGGAGCAGUUGAUCCAUGUACCACAUCAUUUCGUGAGUUCCCAUCUUGGGUGGAGGAUCAGUUCCAACCUGAUGCUGCAGAUGUGGAGCAUGCAAAGGUUGAGAAGAAAGGAUUGAAUGAAAGCAUCAGUAAAGAUGCUGAGAUUCCAAAACAAAAGAUGCCAAAGCGAGUUGCAAUGUAUUGUACAGGAGGUAUUCGAUGUGAGAAAGCUUCAAGUUUUCUCCUUAGCAAAGGUUUUGAGGAGGUCUAUCAUUUGAAAGGUGGCAUUUUAAAAUACCUAGAGGAAGUUCCAAAAACAGAGAGCCUUUGGGAGGGCCAGUGCUUUGUGUUCGACAAACGAGUCUCCGUAGAGCAUGGUCUGGUACAAGGAAAUUUCAAGCUCUGCUAUGGGUGCAAGCAGCCUGUUAGUGAUGCUGACAUGGAAGCACCAGAGUGGGAAUACGGGGUUUGUUGUCCCCAUUGUUACUCAUUGCAGUCCAAAGAGGAGAAAGACAGGGCAAGAGCACGACAGAAGCAAUUUGAUGCUUGGGGAAUUAUUGGUGGUCCGCAUAAGGGUCGGCGACCAGCAAUAAAGACGGAUAAUAGAAAGACUAACCAAACCAAUAUUUCAACUCCAGUUUAGCUAGUCAGCAGACGAUUAAACAAGUUAAAUACGUUGGGAUAAUAAGUUCCAAGAGUCUAUUUUACUCAUCUUCUGUUUUGACUGUUUCUUUAUAUGCUUUUGAAGGUUAUAGAUAGCAGUUAAGUGACUGAUUGGAUUAAGUCCAACGUUUUUGUAUUAAACAAAUAUGCAAAUUAGUUAAACGAAGCUUCUGGGCAGCAAGGAGGAUAGGGUCAAAAUGAGGAAAUAGGACACUCUGCUUCGAACUUGUUGAAGAUGGUUUUUUUCAUUUUGUUUCAGAUUCCAGUUACUUAUGUUGUAAAAUGUCAUUCAUGGACCUCAAAUUUCGUUGGA